AUGGGCGCCUAUCCAGGUGGUAUGAUAUACGAGAACGCAACGCUGCCUUCCCGUUCCGCUCACUGGUAUUCCGUCAUGGACCAUGACGGUCGUGCGAAGGGGUUUGCACCAUAUGUAGACCACCCGGAAGAGUACCAAGUCUUUGUAUCCGCAAAAGAAAACCAAGCAGAAUCCAUCCAAGAGGCCAUCGAUGAUGCCGCCGGGUUGAACCGCAAUGCGGCCCAAGAACGUCAUGGCUAUUGGGUGUCAUCUAUGCCACGGGUGGUCUAUGUCCCCCCCGGGAACUACACAUUUAAAAAGACUCUGGUCAUGAACACGGACACCAUUCUCAUGGGCGACGCCCGUGAUCCUCCCGUCAUCCGCGCGACCCCCGACUUUAAAGAAGAUGUUCUUCUCAACGCCAGGGAACUCACCGCGCUCUACUGGGGAGUCGCUCAAGGGUCUCAUCUUCAGAACGUCCAAAUCAGGAUGGCACAGUCGACCGACCGUAAAGACGGACACACUGGCAUCAGACUGGGCGUAGGCUCAAUUCUCAGCCUGGGUGAUGUCCGAAUCGAAAAUGGCCUAAACGGAAUCUGGCACGACGGUCACCAGAGUGCGCUUUUGAAAAAUAUCAGCUUCUACCGCAACACGGUCGGUCUGCGCGUUUCAAACGGCAGCGCCGUCACCCUGCUUGCUCCGACUUUUGAAAACGUCGACGUCUGUGUCAACCACACGAGCGGCAGCGCCUUUGUUGGCAUCGUCGACGGCAGGUCCAUCAACUCUGGCCUCACAUUCCUCUCUGGGCAAGCAAGCAACGACACGAACCGGCCUUCUCUUCUCCUCGACAACUUGGACACAAUACGCGACCCGGAAUAUGAGCUCGAGAACACCGUACAGAUAAAUGGUCGUACUGUCCUUGGCCCCGUUGACCAUGUCCACAGCUUCUCCUAUGGAAACACGGUAGGUCGCAACCCCAUCUACGGCGUGACAACUAACAAGACCAUCGCACGGUCACGAAUAGCUGCCCCCCAUGGCAGAAUCCCUGUACACCCGCCCCCAAAUUACGCACUCAGCACCUGGUCGGAUUUUAUAAACGUCAAAGACUCUAAACAGAAUGGUGGGUAUACCGUCCGGGGAGACGGCACGACGGAUGACGUUGAAGCCCUUACCAAGGUCCUCCAACACGCCGUCAAAGAGGACAAGAUUGCGUACUUCCCCUUUGGCGACUACCGUAUUUCUUCGACGCUUGUCAUACCGGUUGGAUCCCGUAUUUACGGCGAGGCGUGGCCAGCCAUCUCCGGGGCGGGCACCCGCUUCUUGGAUGCGGAAAACCCGAGGCCCGUCGUGCAAGUCGGCAAGGUGGGCGACCUCGGCACGAUCCAUAUUCAGGACAUGCGCUUCACGGUUGCCGAAGUCUCUCCGGGUGCCAUCAUCCUUCAGUUCCUCGCGCAUGGUAAGAAGCCAGGCGACGUGGCGAUGUGGAACUCCAUCGUCAACGUUGGGGGACUCCGAGGCGCCCCGGACAUGGCGUGGCGUUGCGCAGAUGGCUCUCAUCCGUGCCAAGCGGCCUACCUGGGCAUGCAUUUCGCCAGGGGAUCCUCCGUCUACGUCGAAAACGUGUGGAACUGGGUAGCCAGCCGCAACGCCGAGGACUUCUUCGCCGGCGUGAACAUUGCAGCAAAGGGCGGCGUCUUGGUCGAGUCCACCAACGGCACCUGGUUUCACGGCCUGGGCUCCGAGCACUGGUGGCAGUAUCAGCUGAAUCUUCGAUCGGCCUCCAAUGUCGUCCUGUCAAUGCUCAGGACCGAGGCCAAUCCUGCGCAGGGCGAUGCAGCAAAGCAGAUGCUUCCUUGGCCAGGGACGUCCGAUCCCAAGGGCUGGGGAGACCCCGAUUACUCCCGGUGCCAUGACUCUGACCCAGCCUGCCGCAUGGGCAUUGGCAACUACAUCAACGGAGGGUCUGACAUUUACUACUAUGGAGCUGCGUCGUGGGUGUCCCGCGCUGGGCCUGAACAUCCGCGCUGCUACGCAGGCUACCAGUGUCAAAGAUACAUGCACUAUAUUGCCAAUACUCCCACGAAUCUUCAGGCAUACGGCUUGUGCUCCAACGAUACCAAGUAUGCUCUUCGCCUUGGAGACGGUACAAAUGUUGUAGCGAACGGCUCAUUUUAUGGACCUGGUUGGCCCAAGGGCUCUGUUGUUGGCCGUUAUACAACCUAA
Metarhizium acridum CQMa 102 is the source of this 2202-nucleotide messenger RNA. The record is from RefSeq and is a predicted model, not a curated record. NCBI's taxonomy places the organism in Eukaryota, Fungi, Ascomycota, Sordariomycetes, Hypocreales, Clavicipitaceae.